GGGCCAGCAGUGAGGGUGGGCAGCUCCGACAGUGGUAGGAACUGGAAUGGACUGAGAAAUCAGGCCAGCCUUUCCUGGUACACAGAUGGGGAAUCCGAGGCCCAGAGAAGGGGCGCGUCUUGUCCGAAGCGCACUGCAAGGCAGGCGCAGAGCGGGCCUCUCCCCAGUGUGACGCGGCUGGCGCGGGCGGUGGGCGAUCUUGGACGAGACUCUUCCCUGUUCCUUUCGCCGGCUUUUGUUGAAAGCCAUGACAGGUUGGAGAGGAUCAUUACCUACGUUUCAAAAGCUUCUACUUCUCAGUGAUAAAGUUGGAAAGGAAGGUUGUUGAUAACAAACCCGGGCUAUUUUGGAGCGGAGAAGAGUUGCUGAGACAGGUUGCAGAGAAAAGAGACAUUGUUUCUGUACUCUAGAACAGAAGGAGAAGAAAUUGUGGAAACCGAAGCAUGAAGGACUGAGGUUAGACACCUACAGGGACUUCCCAAGAGAAUUUUCCAGGCGCCACCUCUGGAGUUGGCAGCAGGCAGGAUGGCCGGUACUGAGAGAAGCUGGCGGUGACUCGGGUGCCCAGAGUGGCAGCUCCGUCUCCUGAAGAUGAAGUGGCCCAGGUGAAGAGCAGGCGAGGCCCGAUGGCCAGCUCCAGGACAGAGGUGCGCUGGGCCGAGCUGGGCCUGGGGAGGGGGCCCCAGCGGCGGCGCUGGGCCUGGGCCGAAGAGGAAAAGGUUGCCAAGGGGAGCGGGGGGAAAGAGGUGGCCUUUCCCAGUGCCACCAGCCCCGAGCUCCUGGAGGACUUCCGGCUGGCCCAGCAGCGCCUUCAGCCGCUGGAGUGGGACCCGGACCCGCGGGCUGCUGAACGCCAAGAUUCUGAAUCGGGAGAGUCUGCAGGAGAGGAGUUUGGAGGAGAGGAUGUGGACAGCCCAGAAAGUUCCAACUUGCCUCUCAACUGGAUCCCCCAGCAGGAUCCUCACCUGGCCAUGACUGAAGAGGAUCCGGAUGAAGCCCUUGGAGAUCCUGAGGUGGGGGGAGCUGGAGAGAGCUCCCCAAGAUCGGAGUAUGAGACUGGUCUCAGCUCAGGGGACAAUGGAAAUACCAGCCCCAGCGCUCUGGGGUGGGGUCAGGACAUGGGCUGGGUGGCCUCUGGCAAACAAGCCAGUGGAGACAAACUUCCAGAACAUUCUGAGGACAACCCAACUGUUGACCUCAGCUCUGCAAGGUCCUGGAGCAGUGGGACCAUGAGCCUCGACCACGCCAAUGAUCACCUUGAUUCUACCUGGGAAGGAGAAACUGAUGUCCCCCAGCCCGUCGCGCUGGCAGAAACCUUACCACAGAGCUCCAGCCACCACCUCCUAAACCCAGACACCAGAACUGGAGGAAGUGUUGCUCUGGCAACCCCCACGGAAUUCCAGGACUCCUCAAUACCCCAGGCCCAGAGCCUCCAGUGUCCGGCAGAUAAGUGGAAAGAAAGUACCAACCUCUCCUGCCCUCAGUUGGGGGACCAAGCCUGGAAACGGACACGGACAUCCCCUAAGCCGCUCCCUUCUCGAUUCACCGGCUCCAUCAGCCCCCUGAAUCCACCUAGGCCAGGCCGACAAGACAGGCUACCACCCAGGCAGGGAGCCACUCUGGCUGGCCACUCAUCUUCUGAUGCCUCCAAAUAUGGGCGGGGGCAGCUGAACUACCCGCUCCCUGAUUUCUCCAAGGUGGGACCCCGGGUAAGGUUCCCCAAAGAUGAGAGCUACCACCCCCCCAAGGCCAGGAGUUACAGCAGGCAGCCUCAGGGCCCUGCCAGGCCGCUGAUCUUCAAGUCACCGGCUGAGAUUGUGCAGGAGGUACUGUUGAGCAGCGGAGAAAUCUGCCCGGCCAAGGACCCACCUCCUACACACCCCAUCACCAGGGUACCCCAAGAAUUUCAGACGCCUGAACAAGCCACCAAGCUGGUCCAUCAGCUCCAGGAGGACUACCACAAGCUCCUCACCAAGUACGCUGAGGCCGAGAACACCAUUGACCAGCUGCGCCUUGGGGCCAAGGUGAACCUGUACUCGGACCAGCCCCAGCCCAGCCACAGCAUGCAUACAGGGACGGUGCCCCAGGGGACCAAGGUCUUGUCCUUCAGCAUCCCACAGCCCCACUCUGUGCUGUGGUGGUCGGGCCCUGCCGAAGCCCCACAGACCUCUGGGACCUCAGGGUGGCCGUCAGCUCAAGGAGACCUGAACCCCUCCUCGUCUGCCCCAGCGUGGCUUCUGGAGAACCCGGUCAUCACCCAGGACCAGCCAUCAGCAGAACGGACCCAGGAGUUGGCCGCUCAGGCCAGCCAGUUCAUGGCCAAGGUGGAGGCCUUUGCAGGACUGUUGCAGGCGGGACGGCUGACAGCCCAGGACCAACUCAAGGUCUUCCAGCGCCUAAAGGCUGUCCAUACAGCCCUGGAGGAGGAGUACCUGAAGGCCUGCAGGGAGCAGCAACUGGCCCAGCAGCUUGCCGGCUCCCCGGGGACACCUGGAAAAUUCGAUCCUGGCAGGGAGCUAGAGGAGGAGAUAUUCCAGCUGGGAAUUCGCCUGGAAGAGCUGAAGGACCACAUGGACCAGAACCAGCAGGAGCCUGAGCGAGUCGGGUCAGACUGCACUCCGGACAGCCUCGCAGCCUCGCCCGCCCCGCACCAGCCGGCGUGCCUGCCUUCUCCUUCAGGACAAGCCUCCAACCCCGCCAUCCAUACCCUCUGCCCUCAGCCUGAUGCCGCCAGCAGCAUGGGCCCCUGCGCAUCGCUCGUAAACGUGGAGCUUAGUGCUGCCAGCAAUGAGGGGGAGGACAGGCCCCUGGGCCUCCCGGCCCCUCUCAGGCCCAAGGAGCUGCAGGUGGAGCAGGAUCUCCAUGGCCUCCUGGAGCGGUACCUCAGCGUGAAGUCCCUCCCAGAAGCCAUGAAGAUGGAGGCGGAGGAGGAGGAAGACGGGCAAGGCCACAUAGUGGAAGUGGACGGGCCAGCUCCAGCUCCAGGAAACUCCGAGGCCACCAGGAUCCCCAUAAGGCAGCUCCCAGCACUGGCCAAAAGAAGUCACAGGACCCCCCUCAAGGAGACUGUGGAGCAGAUGGGGUCUGUAAAGCCAGCAGGCGUCCAUGUAUCCACGGCCAGAGAUGGGUACCUCCAGGGCCUGCACAAAGCCAAGGCAGCCCCUCCAGGCCCGAGCAGGCCACCCCACCCUCGGGGCACCAGGACUGCAGGAUCGCACCAGAGCAGUCUGACCAGCUUAGAGGGAAGUGGCAUCUCUGAGCACCUUCCCCAGAAGUCUCUGCACCAAGCUGGGGGCCCCCACCUAGAGGAGCCCUGGAUGGCGUCCCCGGAGACAGACAGUGGCUUUGUGGGCUCAGAAACCAGCAGAGUGUCGCCCCUCACCCAAACCCCGGAGCACCGGCUCUCCCACAUCAGCACUGCAGGAACAUUGGCCCAGCCAUUCACUUCAUCUGAGGCCCAGGAUGCAGCCUCCCACCCCCAGACCAGCGGUCCUCCAGUCCCCAGAAGAGCCUCGGAGCCCAGCACACCCAGGAGCCGAGCCCAGAGGCGACCCUCGGGCCGGGCCAGUCCCUUGCCGCAGAGGGCACCGAGCCUCUGCGAGGAGCGGGCGCUGGUGGCCGAGAUGGCGGUCCCUGGCCCAGAGUUCGAGGGGCGAAAGCGGCUUUCCGAACAGCUCCCCGCCAGAGCCACAAUCAGCCCCCCGCCCACCCCGACCCCUGCAGCUGCCACUCUGCCCCAUGGAACAGCAGAGAGCACCGGCGCCUUCCUCCUCACCAGGACAGGGCGAGACCAGGCCAUCCGAGAGCUGCAAGAGGAGGUGUCUCGGCUCCGUCUACGGCUGGAAGACAGCCUGCACCAGCCAGCCCAGGGCAGCCCGACGCACCCGGCGUCCACCCUCAACCGCCCCCCCCGGGCCCGGGCCCGGCCGGCAGAUGCCUCCACUUCCUGGGGCUCCCACUAUGGCAGUAAAUCCACAGAGAGAUUGUCUGGUGAGCCUGGAGGUGGGGAGCGAACGGAGCCCGCAGGAAGGCGGCGAGCCAGGUCUUCCUCAGUGCCUCGGGAGGUGCCCCAGCUGUCUCUGACUUCUGAAUCUGAGCCACCCUCCCCCCAGCGGUUCUCUGAGAAGAGCCGGACCACCGAGGACAGUGCACAGUCAGCUCGGGACGGAAUGAAAGGAGUCGGCGGCCCCAGGCGGCCAGACAGGGUCACCUUCUGGGGCCAGUACACAGGCCAGGAGUACCAUGUUCUGACCCCCAAGUCGGCCCCAAGAGGCAGCGGCUCGGUCUCCUGUCCCCACUGCCGACCUGCUGGGACCCAGGACUCAGGUGGUGCUGUCACCAGGGACCCACCAGGACCGUCCCCCACUGAUCCCCUGAGAUGCGCCCUGUGCGGUCAAGUUGGGCCCCCCCCAGCGAUGGAUGGCCCGGACUCAGCCACCUCGGGGCCAGACAGGGCCGCCAGCAGGAGAAACGCACGCACGGCCCCCAGCCCCACACAGCGGAGCAAGCGUGUGGGGUCGCCAGCCCGGCCGCCCCCUGGACUGUGGUAUCUGGCGGCGGCGCCCCCGGCACCGGCCCCCGCCGCCCUCACCUACAUCUCCUCGGUUCCCAUCAUGCCUCAUCCAUCAGCCACUGUGUAUUACGUGCCUCCAGGACCUACCUCCGCUUCCUUGGCCCACCCGGCCCCCGCCGAGUGGCCCCCCACGGCCCCCUCCCGACCGGCCGGGGGCCACCGGCACUCCAUCCAGCUGGACCUGGAGGACCUGGAGGAGCUCAACAAGGCCCUGACCCAAGCCGUGCAGGCUGCCGAGAGCAUCCGCUCUACCACCAAGCACAUGAGCCGCUCCCUGUCUGCCGACCUGCGCCAGGCCCGGAGCCUGCGGGGCUCCUGCCUCUUCUGACUUCACUGGAGACUCAGAGCCAGCUGGUGGGGGCAGGUGGGCAGGCAGCCUGCUGCUGUCCCCCGGGCCAGGAGUCGGCUGGAGCCACUCCUGAAGGCCCCGUAGGCCCCUCCUGAGAGGUCUCCUUCUAGCACAGGGCCCACCUGCUCAGUGUCUUCAAAGCGCAAGGGCUGUUGGCCUGGUCAUCAAGAGAAGGAACUUCCCGGGGGCCCAGCCUCUCAGGAAGUGCUGGGACCGAGGCCAUCUUCUGCCCAGAUGCAGUCUCUGGGGGGUCUCCUGGUCCUGCACUGUCCACCUCUGGCUAAUAUGUAUUUCCUAUACAGAUGGACAGAUUUUUGUUUUUUUAAA
This is a messenger RNA of Callorhinus ursinus (northern fur seal), 5249 nucleotides long. It is a transcript of the gene AKNA, whose product is annotated as AT-hook transcription factor. The record is from RefSeq and is a predicted model, not a curated record. Gene Ontology annotation, biological process: neuroblast delamination; epithelial to mesenchymal transition; neuroblast division in subventricular zone. NCBI's taxonomy places the organism in Eukaryota, Metazoa, Chordata, Mammalia, Carnivora, Otariidae. Gene Ontology annotation, cellular component: centrosome.